Messenger RNA from Dermacentor silvarum, 954 nucleotides. Its product is annotated as solute carrier family 22 member 21. The record is from RefSeq and is a predicted model, not a curated record. NCBI's taxonomy places the organism in Eukaryota, Metazoa, Arthropoda, Arachnida, Ixodida, Ixodidae. The coding region runs from base 1 to 954 and encodes 317 amino acids. The transcript has a single exon.
AUGCACGUGCUGUCUCUCCUCGAACCGCGCUGGAUGCUGGCUGAGGCGCUCAUCAUCGUUACCGGCGGACUGCUAGCAGCAUGGUGCUGGCUGCAGGUAGAGUCGCCCGCGUGGCUCAUCGCCACCUGGGACUUGCCUCGAGCCGAGGGCGCGGUACUGCUGGCGGCCAAGACAAACGGCGUUGAUCUAACGAAGGCCCGGUCUACAUUUAUGCUGAUCAAAGAGCAGUUGCGCCAGCUGGGCAAGGUUUACGCCAUAGAGGCUCCGAUAGAGGGCAUCAUGGAGACGAUCAAAAUGCGUCGACGCGCAGCCUCCGCGCUCCUGGCCAGGCUCACGUUAGACGCCAUAUUCAUCGGCCUCAUGAUCAACGACGUGACCACAGGCGUUCCCUGGGAGGUGGCACAUGUCGUUUUGUCGACGGCCUACUUCGUCUCGAUCUGCAGCAGCAUGCGGAGAUACGGACUCCGGGAGACGCUGUCUGGUCUCAUGGUCAUCCUUAGUGCCUUCUCCAUUUUCGAGGCCAUAGCGAUCUUCACCGGUCAGCAGAUGGUGACCCAUAUUCUGCACGCGGGAAUGAAGGUGGCAGUCUCCGGCGCCAUGAGCGUCACGCUCUGCUACACGGCCGAGACCUUUCCGACGGCCGUGCGGAGCGCCGGCAUCAGCCUUUCGCACUUCUCCGGCGGCGUCGGCAACGUCGUGGCCUUCGCCGUCAUAGCCCUCGGCGAACCGCAUGUGUUCUACGCGCUGUCGGCCUUCAUGGUACUGCUCAGUAUCGCGGCGAUCCAAUGGCUCCCCGAAGUCUUGAUAGAGGGGCCGCAGCGACCAAGAUCGCCUAGCCAGCUGAGCGAGCGCGAACGAAAAGCGGUGCUGCUGGCGUCGCUGGACUCCCGCAGGAUGUCGAGCCGUACGCGCAGGGAGAGCACUCCAAAGGAGCAAUCCAAGCUGACAUAUUGA